Messenger RNA from Gadus macrocephalus (Pacific cod), 7503 nucleotides. RefSeq names its product cilia and flagella associated protein 36 (gene cfap36). Gene Ontology annotation, cellular component: axoneme; ciliary base. The record is from RefSeq and is a predicted model, not a curated record. NCBI's taxonomy places the organism in Eukaryota, Metazoa, Chordata, Actinopteri, Gadiformes, Gadidae. The coding region runs from base 3588 to 4919 and encodes 443 amino acids. The transcript is spliced from 3 exons.
CUACACGGAAAUCCACAAGCAGUUCAAGCAGCUGGUAGAGAAGCUGUUGGACAACCACAUGCAGGAGAUUGGCAUAAAUGAGCAGCAGUUUGUCGAAGCCUACACCUCUCCCUUCGCCAAGGCAAAAACUUUGCAGUAUAGAGUGUUGGAGGGAUGUUGGCCGACCCGGAAGUGAGCGUCGCCCUGGGUUCCCUUGACAUUAAGCCAACGGGUUUUUCCAUUGGAUUUUGGAUGAUUGCAGAAAAUGCUGCAUUUUUUAAGCACCUCUUCAAAAACUGAGAAUAAAUAAAUAAAUAAAAAUAACGGUGCUCCAAAUAACCAAAUGUAAACCAAUGCAUUCUGAAUGGGAAUGUUUCUCCGAUUUUUCCAUGCUACACUGAACGAAAUGUAAACCCAUGCAAAUAAAGGCUCCAUGGUCAUAAUUUAAAUAUAAUUAAUCUCCUGAGUGUGUAGGGUAUGUAUUAAUUUUUUUUUCCAAUGGGGCUUCGUCCACGUCACUUGACUGUCAUGGUUGCUAUGGUGGUUGCUAUCGACCGCCCCCUCUAAUCCUUACAUGGCUCUAAAAACCACGCGGCAAAGGAGCUGCCGUCAAUUGUGUUGUUUUUGACGUAAACUAGGGAACGAUGGUUAAAAAAUAGACAGAUAUUCCAAGGUAUCCUUAAAAGGCACGUUGGAUGUUUUUAUUUUUUCCAGUUUAGACUUCGUCUAUCACCUAUUUUUUAAGGCAAAACACCAAGCUCAUUGAUUUAACGAGGCAGGAUUAUUUGAAACAAUUUAUUAAAUAUAAGUGAGAUUUCAGUCCUCCUGAGUUUGCUUCCUAUUUAUGUCUAGUGUACACCCCUACUGUCCACAAGCACCCCCCCACCCCCUCCCCAUGGAUUUGGAGAAUUGUUGCCACGUCCCAGUGGUGGUGGUAUCAUAUAUAUGAAAGAGGGCAUUCAAUUAUACUACAAUGAUCAAUUAGGAGGCCGGAGCCCUAAAGGAAGUGAUGCAAUAGGUGACUGAUUCGAGAACAAGUAAGCUAUACCUUGGGGUCUCUUAUGUAUCAAAGGGGGUCUCAAAGGACGCAUACGCAUCAACCUGUGGCUCCAGCCCUUCAGGAAAUGACUCAGCAAGUGCUCCAUCUCGUUGCACCUCGCGCAUUGCCUAGUAACGGGGACGCUGGCGAGUCUAACGCCGCUCUGUAUGGCUUGUUUUUAUUCAGUAUUUUUAAUAUUUCUCACAAAUGCAUUGAACAUUUUUUAUUUUUUUUUGGUCUUUAGUAGUUUAGCUAAGUUUACUAGUUAUAUAUAGUCACUUUUCGCUAUUGUGAAUACACCAGUUUUCUUUAUUUUUACGUGGUUUAUAUGUGGAGUCGUACAGUUGCUUGACAGUUGGUGGACGCUGUUGCCUUUUGAACGCUGCUGCUCACCGGUUGCCGCUUCUCACUCUGAACAUCAUUCUGAACAUUAUUUUUUCGCGAUUUUCUUUUUCUUCAUCUUACUAGUCUUUUUUUUUUUAUUAGUUUUCUUUUGCUUACUUUCAACCCCUUCUGUCUGAAACCCUUCUGGACCUCGGAUCGGACUACAAUUCUCCCUUUCUACCCCUGGAAACUGGUCGCUAGCUAACCAGCUGGUGACCAGCUGGAUGCUACCUGUCCGUGCCACUGCUGUCAACUGUCCGGGACCUGCCUGCAGCGCUGGGCCAUUGAUUAGCUGGCUGCCGGCUGUUUGACAGUUGGUGGAUGACACACCAACUGUGACACACCGGUCCGCUGCCAGCCUGCCAGCUCUCCUGGACGCUUACCUGUGUCCGCGGAUUGCAGUAAAUCGCGGGGGACGCCACCUCCCUCCUACCGCUACCCGACAGUGUUCACCUGCUGGCCGGCUAGACUGCUGCUAACCCCCGGCGCCGUCCAACUGGCUUCCCCGUCUCCAGCGUAGCUACAACCGGCAAGCUCCACUCCUCUGCCUCUGCUGUGCUCGCUCUGUGGCUUUACCAUAAUCGCCUGGAUCUACCGCUGGCUUACGCCGCUGCCGACAUCACAGUCUGUGGAUUUUUAACCUGUUCCUCUGGAUUGCGCUAUGUUUGACUCUCACGUCACGAGCGCAUCUCUGCCUCUCCGUUACUCGGUAACGGAGAUGUCACGUCUCCGGAUCUUCUCAAGGACCCCCCCACCUCAGCUUGCAUCCCACCAUGACAUUCUCAAACGACCAAAAUACAUCCACCGAGGCUCUGGACGGAAUUUUCAGUACACUCACAACAGCAACAAAAACAUCCGCUCCUUCUGGUCCACUGGGCCCCGCCCCCCUCCUUGCACAGCCAGUACGGUCAGUCCUGUCAAUCACAGUGUACUGUCCCCUCUGCUCAAAGCAAACUGCUACACUCCACUCACCUGUCUGAAACUCUGUCUGCUGAACACCUGAUCCCUCAGUAAUAAGGCCCUUUUGAUAAAUGACUUUAUUGUUGACCAGAGCCUAGACAUUCUCUGCCUCACUGAGACCUGGCAACAACCAAAUGACUUCUCCCAUCUAAAUGAGGCUGUCCCACCGGGUUUUUCUUUUAUUAGUAAACCCCGGGUUAAUGGGAGGGGGGGUGGCCUCGCUCUCCUCCACCGUGAUAACAUCAAAGUCACCACUGUCACAGUCCCCCAUCACUCCUCCUUUGAAUGUCUAGCUGUAAAACUAACAGGCCCCAAACCCACUAUCAUUGUCACCAUUUACUGACCACCAAAACCCUCUGCUGUUUUCUUCAAUGAAUUCUCAUCACUACUUACAUCUGUAUGUGCAAUGUCCCCCACUGUUAUCCUCCUUGGUGAUGUCAACAUCCACAUUGACAACCCAUCCUGUACUUUUGCUAAUGACUUCACAUCACUUCUGGACUGUCUUGGCAUCACACAACAUGUCACCCUCCCAACCCAUAACAAAGGUCACAUUCUGGAUUUAAUCUGCUGCACUGACAUCACUCCCACUAAUCUUGAUGUCAUUGAUUGCCCCAUCUCUGACCACAAAGCUGUACUUUUUGACAUUCAUACCCAACUACACAAAACCAAGGAACAACGGACCAUCUCCUUCAGAAACAUCAAACAUAUCAACACCACAGACCUCUCCACCCUGAUCAGCUCCUACCCCAACCCUCCCCCAGCUUCCUCCCUGACUGACCUGGUGACUCACUACAAUAACUGCCUCUUCUCUUCCCUCACCAACCUGGCCCCCCUGAAAACCCGCUCAGUCUCAUUCACCCACACUGCUCCCUGGUUCACUCCUCAUCUGCGCCAGCUCAAAGCCACUGGUCGUCGACUGGAGCGACUCUACAAUAAGACUCAACUCACUGUGCACCGCCAAAUGUAUUCGGACCACCUCCAUCACUACAAGAAUGCCCUCAAUGCUGCCAAAACCUCAUACUACUCCAACCUCAUCAACACUGGUACAGGCAACAGCAGAGUCCUCUUCUCAACAGUCAGCCACUUACUUCAGCCUCCUAAAACCCUCCCUCCAGACAUUUCCACCACCCAAUGCACUGCGUUCCUGGACUUCUUCAGCUCUAAAAUCAACACCAUUCACCAACAACUGGCCUCAUCUCGCACCCCCUCUGAUGACCCACCCUGAAUGAUCACCUCUGGCCAACCUCUCAUCAGCUCCCUCUCUGACUUCACCCCAGUAACAGAACAGACCGUUACAGAACUCAUCCGCAAAGCCAAAACCACCACCUGUCAGCUCGAUCCUCUUCCCACCUCCCUUGUCAAAGCAUGUCUACCGUCCAUAUCCCCCAUGAUCACCAACAUAAUUAACUCCUCCCUCACUACUGGUACCGUACCCCCAACUCUCAAGCUGGCUGCCAUCACUCCCAUCCUGAAAAAACCUGGUGCUGACCCAAUUGACCUUAACCAUUACCGGCCCAUCUCCAAUCUCCCUUUCAUCUCCAAAACACUUGAAAGGGUGGUUGCCACACAACUACAGUCCCACCUUGACACAAACAAUCUCCACAAACCGUUCCAAUCUGGCUUCCAUCCAAAACACAGCACUGAAACAGCCCUAGUCAAAAUCACCAACGACCUCCUCCGUGCAGCCGACUCUGGAUUACUCACCAUUCUCAUCCUCCUCGAUCUCAGCGCAGCAUUCGACACCAUCUCCCACCCUCUGCUCCUGGACCGCCUGACUGGCAUUGGGAUACUGGUGCUGCACCAAUUUGUUCAACUAAGCAACCACAAGUCUGGGUGUUCAGGUGUCUCACUGGGAGUCCCCCAGGGGUCAGUCUUGGGUCCACUCCUGUUCACCACUUACCUCCUCCCGCUGGGCACACUCCUCCGUCACCAUGGGGUCCAUUUUCACUGCUACGCUGACGACACACAGGUCUACAUCUCCACCAAACCCACCGCUGCCAUCCCCCCCACCUCCCUCAUCACGUGCCUGGAAGAGAUCCGGAGCUGGUUGAGCAGGAACUUCCUGAAACUCAAUGGAAACAGGACCGAGGCCCUGCUCAUCGGCUCCAAAUCCACCCUCACCAAAUCACAACACACCCCAGCUCCACUCAUAAUCAUCGAUGGAUUCCCAGUACCCUUCUCCUCCAAAGUCAAGAGCCUCGGCGUCAUCCUGGACAACACCCUCUCAUUCGCACCCCAUAUUCACAACAUCACCCGGACUGCAUUCGGCCACCUCCGCAACAUCGCCAGACUCCGCCCAUCACUGACCCAAUCCAGCACUGAAAUCCUAGUUCACUCAUUUGUCACAUCACGCAUAGACUACUGCAACGCCCUACUCACCGUAAUCCCCACCAAACUCAUCAACAGACUGCAGAUCAUUCAGAACUCAGCCGCCCGGAUCAUCACCCGCACCAAAUCAUCUGACCACAUCACCCCUGUCCUCAUCCAACUUCACUGGCUCCCAGUACACUACCGCAUCCAAUACAAAACCCUACCUACAAAGCUCUCCACAACCUAGCCCCCAGUUACCUCUGCGACCUCCUCCAAGAAUACACUCCCUCCCGCUCCCUCCGCUCAACCUCUGCUGGACUACUAUGUAUCCCCACAUCACGACUCACUACAAUGGGUGCCCGGUCAUUCAGCUGUUCAGCACCCAGGCUCUGGAACUCCCUCCCCCCACACAUAAAACAGUCAGACACCAUUACAACCUUCAAGUCACAACUCAAAACUCACCUGUUCAAACUCGCACACAACGUCUAACUGAUCACUGAUUGUUUGUUUUGUCUUGUUUUUGUUUUAUUUAUUUAUUAAUUAAUUAAUUAAUUAUUAUUUUUCUACAAUGUCUUGUUUGUAAACGAUUUAUGAUAACUUUAUGCUCUGUAAGGUGACCUUGGGUGUCUUGAAAGGCCCCAUUGAGAAAAAAAUAAAAAAAUAAUAAUAAUAUAGAAUACAUACCCUACACACUCAGGCGAUUAAUUAUAUUUAAAUUAUUAUGACCAUGGAGCCUUUAUUUGCAUGGGUUUACAUUUCGUUCUGUGUAGCAUGGAAAAAUCUGAGAAACACAUUGUUUACAUGUGGUUAUUUGGAGCACCGUUUUUUUUUAUUCUUUUAUUUAUUUUCCGUUUUUGAGGAGGUUACAUUUUCUGCAAUCAUCCAAAUCCAAUGGAAAAACCUGUCGGCUUGUUGUCAAGGGAACCCAGGGCGACGCUCACUUCCGGGUUGGCCAACAUACGUCAUCCCUCCACCACUCUAUACUGUAAAAACAAAUGUUCAAGUUGAAUGAUAAUGCAUGAAUUUAUUCUUUAUUCUGCACUAUUUUUUGUUGUCGCGUGUGUCCACUGCCCAACCCCGCCCAUACUCUGGUGUUUGAUAGUUCUGACUGAGUUUUCAUAAAGAUUAUACAAUACAUAUUACACCCCAACUGUUUCUGCGGUGGGUUUUGAAAGUACCCAAGAAAACCGUGACCCGCGCCUUUGAGGUUUACACCCGCGACUCCGUUUUUAAAACAACCAGUGAAGCUUGCAACCCUGCAUCACCGUCACCUUCGCCGUACUGGCAGCGAUGGGGAGUUUCCAAAUAAUUAUAAUUUAUGUAUUGUAUAUAACCAGGAAUUUAUGUAUUUUAUAACCUUAUUGGUUGUGCUUUCUUCAGGCACCUCCACAGCGCUACGUGCAGAUGGUAUACCACGCUAUUUUACGUUGAAAUGCAAAGUAAUCCAGUGUUCACGAAAACGUACUCUGUCAACGUAUGUUUUUGGCGACUGGGUUGCCCAGAUACACAAAGUGAGAUAAAUAUUCAAUAUUAUUAUUAUAUCAUCAUCAUCGUCAUUAUGAUGAUUUGUUUUACUUAACGUUACCAACACCGGAGCUGAAUAAAAUGAUGCAAGAUCAAAGUAACCUAAGGUAGAUGGCUCUGAUGGUCUGCGUUGUUGUUUUUUUAGAUCAUGUCAAACAAAUCAAUAGUUGCAUAACGUGACGGCCUCACCGUUGAUGGACAUUGAUUUCCUUUUGUCUAUAUCCGACAGUGAGGGAUUAACAUGAAUGUUUAUCUGACGGACCCCCGAGUUGAAAAACGACGAAAAAGGUAUUAAUUUUUCGUUGGAAAUUGACGCCAGGGAUCCUUGGCCAUGCGUCACACAUUUGACGAGUAGGGAGUGAUGCUGUGUUGCACCAAACGUACCUUGGGACCUCGGAUCGCCCAAAAUUGGUGCCCUAAUAAAUUGGGCUCCUUAACCCACUGCAAUUACCCUGACGCUGCAUGUAAAUCCAGCCAAGUCACUGCAAUCACACACACUUCACAUACAGACAUUAGUUCCUCGUUUAUUUCCUAUUGCAGUAAAAAAAUAAAAACGGUGUGCAUUAUAACAAAAAUAUAAAGAAAAGAUAAGAUCCCCCCCUGACCUUGAUAUUAAGUGUGCUUAAUAAAUACAUUUUAUUUUAUUUCCUUAGCAUUUUACAGACCGAUACAAUGGAUAGGGCUUUUAGUAAGGUCCACCACCGUUGCUUCGCUCCCCAUAAAAAGCUACAGUCAGUGUUUAAUGACGUUGAUUUACCUUUGCGCAUUUCCUAUUCUAGGCUACUGUGUAAAAUGUUUGUUAGAAUUAACGAUAAAUUAAAUUAAUUAACGUUUGUAUCAAGAAAGAAAGAACCAGUGAGUGACACUCUUAUCCCGCGUUUCUUGCUUGACCGCGAUCAAGCAUCUAAGAUGGAUUGCUCUUUCUUGGGUCCUCGGAUGUGAACACUGAAUUUUGCAGUUGAAUUUGGCAUGUUUUUAAAUAUUCAACGUUAAUUUUUUAACGUUGAAUAUUUGAUUUUGAAUUUUUUAACAUUGAAAAAUAAAGCUGAAAAUGAUUUAUUGACAAUUUUUUGACUUAAAUUCAGAGGCAGAAAAAAUCCAGAUACGUUAUUUCAAUGCAUACAUAUUCUGUGCUUAAAAUUCAAUGGCUUUUUAUUUUCAAAAUCUGAUGGCACAGAUUUACUUCCAUAUACAGGUCUUUGAUCCUAUAGUACAGGAUGGAUAAAUACAGCUUUAGUUAGGAUAGAAAUAUAAACCUAGAGUUCAACAGGCCUUUGACAAAGGAGGUCAGGUGUUGCGUUGUGGUU